Malassezia sympodialis ATCC 42132 is the source of this 2658-nucleotide messenger RNA. Its product is annotated as RhoGEF domain-containing protein. NCBI's taxonomy places the organism in Eukaryota, Fungi, Basidiomycota, Malasseziomycetes, Malasseziales, Malasseziaceae. The record is from RefSeq and is a predicted model, not a curated record. Gene Ontology annotation, molecular function: guanyl-nucleotide exchange factor activity. Gene Ontology annotation, cellular component: cytoplasm.
AUGUUCCAGUGCUAUGUGACAUAUCUCUCGAGCCUUGAGCGCGCCCAGCACACAUAUAACCAGAUGCUCAAACACCGAGCAUUCCGCGAUUUUAUUGAGCGUACGCAGCACUCGACCACCGAGCUGGGAAAUGUUGGCCUUCGUGAGCUUAUGAUGGAGCCGUUGCAGCGCAUCCCUAGGUACCAGCUCCUGAUUGGUCACCUGCUGAAGCAUAUGCCGCCCCAUUCGUCGCAAACGCAGCGCCUCCAGGACGCGUCGGCAGCGGCAACUAUCAUUGCCUCCCGUCGCGUGACGGACGGUGAGCGUUUGGCAGCUGUGCUUUGGAGCUGCCAGCGCAUGAUCGACCGGUUCCCCCCCGAACUCGUUAGUCCCCAUCGCGAACUGCUGGGCAGCAUCGAUGUGGACGAGCUAGGCAUCGAGUCACCGCACACUAUGAUCCAGACACUACAUUCUGUCCUGGGCCGCCGCCCCAAGGCCUCGUAUGCCCUGCUCGUCUUUACCGAUGCACUCGUGCUUGUGCAGCGCCACUCAUCGCAACCCACGCACCAGAUUCUCGGUGUGCAGGAGCCGGACCGGCUGGCCGAUCUCAUGCGCUCCGCUCAUCUUAGCGAUAUGCCGACGUCGCGCCGUACAGACCUGAGCUUUGCCGGUAUGAUUAACCUCCUGGAUGUUCGUGCUAGGGGCGAAGGCUUAAACGGAAUCCAACUUGAAUUUCAGCGUCCUCUGCGCGGCACGAAUAACCGCACAAGUGCGCGCCACUUUGGCGAUGCAGCACCAGACGCGCUUGGCUCGCACGUGGCACCCUUCCUAGAAUGUUUCUGGCGUGCACAGGCCGUUCACCGCGCGCAGACUCGGUCGUUGGGCGUGCGCCAGAGCCUGACGCCUUCCGUGAACGGACCCCUCACACUCUUCUGGACUCUCUUUACUCGCUCACAGUAUGAACGCUUCGAGCAUCGCGACCGUUGCGUCCUGCUCAUCGGUUCUGUCGAUUCGGCUGCGCAGCAGGCCGCAGAGCGUGCAUCCGAAUUUUGCGUCACGGCUGAGCUGUUCGACGAGGCCGAUGCUUGUACGCUGUACCUGAGCCGCGCAUGGGGCGCACAGACGCGCCAAAUCCUUGCCAGCCUGCACAUGAUUCCGCGUGUGUGUGCCGAUAUGCUCGAGUCGCCGACGCUGCCGCAGCUGGCGCCGGGCCGGAUGGCGUCUCUGUCUGGCGCGCCAUCUACUACGGGUAGCACUGCGCCCGUUCCUCAGGUAACGCCUACGCGCCGCACACAGUCGAUGCGCACAAAUCGCCCCUCUGCGCCGACCGUGCAGCGCGCCCGCAGCCUAAUGAGCGACCGGGUACGUGCGAGUAUCCAUUCAAGUCUGGAGGCCGUACAGGAGAGCGAACACUCUGUGGACAUGGUCGACGAAGUGCCACUGGGUCGCAAGCGCACUGUGCCACUCGCUGAAGUCAGCAACCAAGUGUCGCCCAAGCGCCGUGCUGUGCCGACUUCGGCUUCCGGGGCAGAGAAUGUACCCAUUGUGCCGAUGCAUGAGACGCCCGUCAAGGCCAAGCCUGAAACGGCAACGGAAGUCGAAGUAGACAUGCCGAUGCACGAUAUCGAUACUGCCACGCCAUCCAAGAGUCAUGGCAUUAUAAGCAUGUACGCGGAUGAUACGCUAGACUUGCCGAAUCCGUUUGACGAGCAUGCUAGUCCGGCGCCCCCCUUACCGACGCUGCCCGAACCGGAGAAGGCGACUGUGAUCCCUGAGCUGGCGAUCGAGCCCAUUGCGGAGGUCGUAGAGCCUGUGUCGACGGACACGACGCCGACGGGUGCGGCUUCCGAGGUGGCACCGGAAGUGGCGCCUUUGCCGCCUCCAAAGGACACUGGCAAACUGCGUGAGCGCCCCGUAUCCGAGCACGAGAUGCAGGAGCUACUGCGUCCUCUUCUGGAGCAUAUUCAAGAGGGCCCACAGUCCCAGCCUGUGGUGCAUGUGCCGCCGACGCCUGUGGCGGAGGCUUGUGCGGCAGAGAUUGUGCUGAGCCCCCACGAGGACCGCUCGCCCGUUGAUGAAGCUGAGGAAUCGGACAGUGAACUGUUCUCAGCACCACCCACGACGGACACGAUUGGGUCUGCAGAGAUGAAAGCGGCGAUUGUGGGCCUGAACGAACGGAUUGCAGCGCUGCGGCGGCAUCGGCCUCGGGUGCAGGGCACCGGGUGGAGCGACGACUGGCAGGGAUUCAAGCAGGCGAUCAAGCAUUUGAAUGUGUCGUGGACUAAGAUGGAGCGCGCAUACGAGAACAACCAGAUGGAUCUGGCAUCGCUGCGACUUGCGCAGCCUGAGCAUGACGAGCGUGUUCACCUUUCGCCAGAGGCGUAUACGGAGCUACAGGACCAGGCGAAUGCGCUCCUGCCCCUUCGUGUCGAGGUUGAAACACUUACAAAGCGCUGCACUGCGCUGCAGGAGCUCGAGAAGGAUGCGCGCAUGGAAAAUGCGGAGUUGUACGAGGCCUUCAACGAGGAGCUCGCCAAGAUUUACCAGACGAGUUUUCGCCCUGCAGACGACGAGAUUCACUACCUGCGUGAGGCUCUUCAGGCUGCCAAGGCUGAGAUUCACUCGUUGCGCACUGAGAACCGUGCCUUGCGCUUGCACCAGGCUCUCACCGAUCUGUAG